UUGGAUGAAGCAGCCCAUCAUCUGGAACGUCACUUGAUGUUUCGUCAGUUUUUCGAUCUUGAUAAUGUGGAAAACCUCAAAGACAAUAAACUUCUUAAACAAUAUUUCCCUCUCGGUCUCGUAGGAAAAACGGGCAAAAAUAAUCAUUUGUUGGUCGUGGAAUGCGCAGGUCGAAUCGACCUGCAUGGCAUACUUAAAACCAUCCAGUUGAAUGAAUUCUUAUCGCAGAGAUUGAAAUUUCAAGAAAUGAUGCUUGAUGAAAUAAACAAAAUGGAACAGGAAAAUAAAUCGCAGUGUUCCGUCAUAUACAUAUUGGAUCUCGAAGGAUUGAAGCUGGAUUCUAGCUUAUUAAGCGUCGUCACAGGCCCUUAUCACACAUUAUGGAAUUUAGUUUAUACAAAUUAUCCAGAAUGGGUUGAAACUUUAUUUAUAGUAAAUGCACCCGCAUUCAUAUCUAUAAUUUGGAAAGCGAUAGGACCGCUUAUGCCUGAAAGAACACGUAACAAAGUACAAAUAUUUACACGAACAAAAGAAAGCCUGCAGAGUCACUGCGACUUGAAAUAUGUGCCUAAACACUGGGGAGGUGAAUUGACUGAUUCAAACGGUGAUCCAAUGUGCAGAGACCGUAUACUAAUUCCAACGAAGUCAAUACCUACAAAUCUAUAUUGGCAACCAGAUAAAAUGUCACCCUGGAUCGAUAAGCUGGAAUCUAUGACAAUAAAUGCGGGUCGAUUCAAAAUUGUCACUAUAAAAGUGUCGCCAACAAACGAAAAAAUUUUUCUCGCACUCAACAGAUUUGGAGAACGAUCAUAUUCAAUUGCUAUAUAUCACAGCAAAGAUUUGAAGGAUAUGAACGAGUGGAUACCUACAUUUCUUUAUCCACCGAUGCCUACUGUUGAUCUGCUCAAAGUUGUUUCUCUUGGACCGGGCAUUUACAAAUUUCGAUUUGGAAAUGAAGAUUCGUGGUUUCGAUCGGUAAAAUUAUACUAUAGAAUACGAUUCCUUAACGAACAUGACGAUGAAAUUCAUUGGGAACAAGUCAACAGUUAA
Messenger RNA from Dracunculus medinensis (Guinea worm), 1050 nucleotides. The record is from the annotation of a GenBank genome assembly. NCBI's taxonomy places the organism in Eukaryota, Metazoa, Nematoda, Chromadorea, Rhabditida, Dracunculidae.